UUGCCGGAGGCUCACUGACAACUCACCAUGAUGACGCAGUUCCGGUGUGGCUGCUCCGCAUCUGGAGAGUGACAGCCGGUACCGGGAGGCGACGGCGGCGGCUGAGUGACGCAAUGGCCUGUGCCCUGCUGGAGUUCUGCCGCUUCCAGGACAUAAAGCCGGUCCGGGAUUUCCUGUUCCCCCAGCUCCGGGAGGAGAAGCGGAGUAUUGAUAAUGUGUCCAGCUGGGAAAAUGAAGACUGGGGCUCAUGGGAAGACAAUGAAAGCAAAGUGCAGGCAGAAGAGGACACCUCAAGCAAGGCUCCUUCUUUCUACUGGCUGCAAGACUGCGUGUUGUCCUUGUCACCGACCAACGAUCUCAUGGUGAUAGCCCACGAGCAGAAAGCUGUGUUUUUAGCACCUAAAUGGAAAGCAGACGGUAAAGGCAAGGAGGAAAUGCAGUAUGAAGUGGUGUGGAGCGGAUCUCUAAAUGCUGAAGAAGGUGAAUAUAUCAGCAGUGCGCUGUGCAUCCCUUUGGCCAGCCAGAAAAGAAGUUCUACUGGAAGGCCAGACUGGACGUGCAUUGUACUGGGCUUCACCACCGGAUACGUGCGCUUCUACACUGAGAGUGGGGUGCUGCUUCUCGCACAGCUUUUAAAUGAAGAUCCAAUUCUUCAGCUGAAAUGCAGAACUUACGAGAUCCCAAGACACCCCGGGGUCACAGAACAGCAUGAAGAAAUGAGUAUCCUGUACCCGGGCGCCGUCGUCACUGUUGAUGGCUUCAGCCUUUUCCAGUCGCUCAGGGCUUGUCGCAAUCAAGUAGCUAGAGCUGCUGCGUCCGGCAGUGAGAACGUGCAGCCGCCUCCGCUGGCGUACAAGAAGUGGGGUCUGCAGGAUACAGACACGAUUGUGGAUCAUACCAGCGUUGGUGUCAUGGCGCUCUCUCCAUUCGAUCAGAUGAAGACUGCCUCCAUUUUAGGAGGUUUUAAUGCUGCUAUAAAGAGCAGCCCCCCCACCAUGUCUCAGUAUAUUACUGUGGGCUCCAACCCAUUCACUGGCUUCUUCUUUGCCUUAGAGGGGAGCACACAACCAUUGCUGUCUCACGUGGCCCUCGCUGUAGCCAGCAAACUCACCUCGGCCCUCUUCAGUGCUGCAAGCGGUUGGCUUGGAUGGAAAAACAAACACGAAGAAGAGCCGCAGCAGAAGCAGAAACCAAAGGUGGAGCCUGCAACACCAUUGGCCGUCCGGUUUGGCCUCCCCGAUUCCCGGCGUCAUGGAGAGAGCAUCAGUCUGUCCCCCUGCAGCACGCUGGCCGCGGUGACCGAUGACUUUGGCAGAGUCAUUCUGCUGGAUGUGGGAAGAGGCGUUGCCAUUCGAAUGUGGAAAGGUUACCGGGAUGCCCAGGUUGGAUGGAUGCAGAUAGUAGAGGACCCACAUGAGAGGGAGUCAGAGAGAGGACGUUUGUCUCCAUUUGGAAACACACAUGGAUCUUGCAGGGUAGCUCAGUUCCUGGUCAUUUAUGCCCCCAGGCGGGGUAUUCUGGAGGUCUGGAGCACACAGCAAGGACCUCGUGUGGGGGCUUUCAAUGUGGGAAAACACUGCAGAUUGCUGUACCCUGGCUAUAAGAUCAUGGGUUUAAAUAAUGUGACCAGUCAGGGUUGGCAGCCGCAGACUUACCAGAUAUGUCUUAUUGACCCAGUCUCGGGAAAUGUGAGGACUGUGAACAUCCCGUUCCACUUAGCUCUAAGUGAUAAGAAAUGUGAGAGAGCCAAAGACGUGCAUUUAGUAAAGAAACUGAACACGUUGCUGAAAGCCAAAGCCCCAAAUCAUGAACGUCUGGAAGCAGAAGCAAAGGAAAUUUUAUUAGAUAUUCGAUAUCCAGCAACCAAGAAACAGGCCUUAGAAAGCAUACUGGCCAGUGAGCGUGUUCCCCUCUCAGCGCUUACCAGCAUCACGCAGGCGUUAAUGGACUCACUCAGGAGUCAAGAGCUGGAGAGUGUAGACGAGGGUCUGCUGGGAUUCUGUGAGGACAAACUGAAGCUUCUGCACCUUUAUGAAUCCGUCCAAGCAAUCCAGUCUGUUGUGACAGAGACGUCUGCAGCUCCCGCAACAAAGGAGCUGGCGCAGUUAUUACGGCUGGAGGAAGAGGAAUGGGUCCGGCUGCAGACUCUGAUCAGGAAGUACAAGCAGGAGCAUACACGCACCGGCGUUCGCUUUGCUGAGGAUGAACGUGGACGGUUACCUGUCAGGGCGUUCCUCCAGUACUUGGAGUGUGAGCAGGAUACUGUGAAUGUGAAGAAGAUCAGUGAGGAGGAUUACAUUGCAUUAGGAAGCUUCUUCUUCUGGAAAUGUCUGCACGGUGAAUGUCCCACGCGGGAGCUGUGUGAAGCCUUGGAGAAUGCGGCAUUCAGCCCCCAGCUAUUACUGUCUCUGCUUCUCAAAGUGUGGCUGUCGACAGAAAAAGAGACCCUUGAGAACACACAGUCCUUGUGUUGUCUGUACAGCAUGCUGUCUCUACUGAGUAACAUGAAAGUGGCCAUAGAUGAAUCUUGGGAUUUGCAGUCGGUGUCCCCCUGGUGGCAGCACGUGCGUACUGCAUGUGUACAGUCAUCAAGCAAUGGAGCAGCGUUAUUAUCUGCUCAUGUUGGACACUCAGUCGCUGCCAGCAUCACAAACGCCCUGGCAGAGAAGAAGUUUCCUAAGCCAGCGCCAGAGGAUGAGGGCGAGUCCAUGACUGACUCCUGGGAAGCGCUGUCGCUGGAUAUUGAGUACUGGAAACUCUUACUGAAGCAGCUGGAAGACUGCCUUAUCCUACAGACGCUUCUGCAUUUUAAAGGGUCUAGGAAGUCCGCAAGAGUGUCAUCCCUCCAGGUGGAGCCGCUGGAAAAACUCUCUGUUAAGAAACUUCUGGAGGGUGGGAAAGGCAGUGUUGCUGACACAGUGGCUAAGUGGGUGUUUAAGCAAGACAUCAGCCCAGAGCUGCUGAAAAGUGGCCGGGAGAGCAGAGACUCGCAGAGUGCACAGAUGCCGGGGGAAGUGAGUUUGGCUGUUGCUGUGCCGGAGACGCUGCCGUUGAGGGAAACAGAGGAUUGCCAAGUUCUAGAGCUGCUCAGUUUAGUGUAUCAGCAUUUCCCGUGUAGCCUGGACCUGGACGUGUUACAUGCCCACUGUUGUUGGGAGUAUGUUGUUCAGUGGAACAAGGACCCAGAGGAAGCUCAGUUUCUUGUCCGGUCUGUUGAUCAUUUGAAGAGGAUCAGAAACGCUCACGUACAGUUUGGGCUGUCUCUGAUGAUGUGGAACACGUUUAUUAUAAAGCGCUUUUCCUCGGCUGCGUAUCUCAUGGAUAAGGUUGGGAAAGCCCCGAAGGAUCGGCUGUGUAGAAGGGAUGUCGGCAUGAGUGAUAUAUCCUUAACAUCGUUCCUGGGAAGUUGCUCUGAGCUCUUACAUACAAUGAUGGAGGCUGACGUUAGCAGUGAUGAGAUGUCCGCCCCAUUGCUGGAGGUGGAAGACGCUUGGGUGUCGGUGGAAGGUCCCAGUUCUAUUGUGGAGCUGGCUCUGGAGCAGAAGCACAUUCACUACCCCCUGGUAGAGCACCAGUUUGUAUUCUGCUUCAUCAUGUACGCUGUUAUGUGGUUCUCUCUGAAAUCCGUGAAACCCCUCGCUCUCUUUGACAGUAAGGGGAAAAAUGCCUUCUUCAAAGACCUUACAUCAAUCCAGCUGCUGCCCAGUGGAGAUAUGGACCCCAGUAUAGUCAGCCUCCGCCAACAGUUCUUAAUGAAAGUGAUCAGUGCAGCCGUCCAGACGCACUUCCAAUCACAGAUUACAGUGAAACAAGAGAAAAGCGCUGCAGACGUUCCCUGUAAAGCGCUGGACUGGCCGGCACUUGCUGUGGAGCUGGCACCGCAACUUCAAGUAAACCAAGAUACGCUGCAGCGACACUACGUAUGUGAGCUCUAUAACUACGGCUUUGACCAAACUGCAGAAGAGGCCAUCCUGCAAGUUGUGGACAAAGAAGUGUUGGCAUCGCAGUUACUGGUCCUGACGGGGCAGCGGUUGGCACAUGCGUUAUUGCACACUCAGACUAAGGAGGGGAUGGAGCUAUUGGCCAGGCUGCCACCGACACUCUGCACCUGGAUUAAAGCCAUGGAUCCACAGGAUCUUCAGAACACAGACGUGCCAAUACCAACUACAGCCAAGCUGGUGGAUAAAGUGGUGGAACUGCUGCCGGACAACCACGGGCAGUACACGCUCGCCCUGAACCUGAUCGAGGCGGUGGAGGCCAUGUCUAUAUUGUGACGGGCGGAAGGGCUAUUUGUAAGAUAUAAAGCCGCCAUCAUGUCUACGCUGAAAACCCAUUUGUAACUAAAUCAUUGUCUUGUAAAGAUCAGAAAAUAUUCUGACAGAAUAAUAUGCAAAUAUAUGUAAAAGAGAAUGCGUUACGUUAUGCGGCUGGCUUGUGAGGGAUGCGCAGGACAUUCCGUGGCAGGUUGUAGUAAUGGCGGCGGACGAGUUCUUACUCACUGUAUAUAGAAAGCCAGACACAACUCCUCCAUAACCAAUACAGAGAAUCAGGGAGCGCCGCAGGACCGCCCUCCCCGAGUGCCGCUUGUCACAGAGUACUAUAGACGUGUCCUCUAACCGUCAUCGGGGAACUUUCAUUCUAGAACAUUACGUUGCAUUAUUGACUAUAAAAAGUAUCAGAUGCUAAUAUUAAAUAAACUAUCCUAAAACCGUU
This is a messenger RNA of Pseudophryne corroboree (corroboree frog), 4713 nucleotides long. It is a transcript of the gene RAB3GAP2, whose product is annotated as RAB3 GTPase activating non-catalytic protein subunit 2. NCBI's taxonomy places the organism in Eukaryota, Metazoa, Chordata, Amphibia, Anura, Myobatrachidae. The coding region runs from base 114 to 4274 and encodes 1386 amino acids. The transcript is spliced from 35 exons. Gene Ontology annotation, biological process: regulation of GTPase activity. The record is from RefSeq and is a predicted model, not a curated record.